UUUGCAUUUUUUUCUUCUUUUUUUCUUGCUGAUUUCGGAUUUCUCUGUUAACAACAUUGUUCUCAUGGUUUUUUUUGGUGAAAACCAUAUAAAAACAUUUCUUGGGUUUAAUCUACUUAUUUUUGUAUAAUUGCCUAUGUUUGAAUGUAGUAUUAAAUUGGUUUAAUAGUUUUCUAUGUUGUAAAUCGAGUUCUAAGGCAAUGCAAAAGCUUUAUUUCGUGAUUUUUCUAUGUUGUAAAUCUAGAUUCAGGGUUAACUGAUUGUUUUGAGUGCUUGACAUCAAGUUCCCUGACAAUCUAUCUGUAUUAGAGUGCUGGUUGGUUGUCUGCAUGAUAAGAUAUUAGAGAGCUUGUUGGUUGUCUGCAUGAUAAGAAUAUGGAUGAACAAUCAUUUGAUAGUUUCGGUUCUUGUUGGAAUCAAUAUACUUUAUUCCAGACUGCUGUAAUUUUGAUUAGCUUGAUUCACUGUGAGAUUGCGACGUUAGCAUCACCCUAGUUCAAUAUUGUUUUUAUUGUGGAAACAAUCCCAUAAAAAAUUGAAAAAAUUGAAUUAGAUCUCCAAGAAUGCUCAACCCUGAAACUCAAAUUUGGACAAAUGCAAAAGAUUUAAAUCUUUUGGAGCUCCAAAUCGAAUAUUAUUUAGAGAAGCCACUCCAAAAAUAGUUUAUUUGAAAAAGAGGAUUAGAAAAAAAAAAGACUGACUUGAUUCGGAUAUUCAGAUUAGCUUGGGUAAUCCGUCAAAAAAGUAGUUAUGAUUAGCUUGGGUAAUUCAUAUUUUUCUUUAUCUCUCCCCUCUACCUCCUCUCCUACUUGCUUGGUUCAAAUCUCCACAAAAAACCAUAUGCUCUUCUCCUAAACUCAUUCUCCAAUUCAACUGCAGAUUGUUUUGGUAAUGGGGUUAGGCUUUGAACACCACCACUCUGAUCCUUCACUCCCAAACCUAUCAGACUAUGAGACCACCAUCCCCAACUUCUUCGAGUUCUGUGAUACCAAGCACAACGACUAUUGUCCAUGCCAUGACACCACGAGAGAGAAGAAAUUUGACACCCAUAUGCUAUUUUUCAAAGACUAUUCUCAUCAAAUGAGUGUUAUUGGUUUUAGUUUUGUAGGCCUUCUGUCAAGAAACUUUAGUUUCUGGGAAUGGUCAUAGUCAAAUUUGGAAAUUGGAACAUGGUUUCCGGUUCAUAAUAAAUGAGGAUUUGGUUUCAGUGCUCUUAUUGAACACUGAUUUCCGAAGUGAUCAACUUUCCUUUCAUGGCUAAUUAAAAUGUUGUUUGUCGUUUUUUCAUUAUUUCUGUUUAACUAAUCCAUGUCACAUCCUUAUUUGAGAAAUUGCUCGGAUGUUGUUUGGAUGACAAUUCAAUUUAUCCAUUAGCCAUUUCAAUGCCUUUUAGAAAAUUAUUACUGAGUUAUUGAGAAUAUUAUGCUCUCUUUUGUUAUGCUUUAUUUAUGGUUCAAUAGUACAGGGUGGUUAUAUUUCUGGUUGGGCACGUACAUUUCCAACAUUGUCUUUUUUUGCAUCCUUGGGAACCUUUUGUGUGCUAAAUGCUAAACAGUUCAGCGUGUUGAAUUGUGGUCAUUGCAUUCUUAUUCUGUUCUUUGAAUUGUGGUCAAAUGCUAAACAGUUUUGCAUUCUCGUUGUUGUAGAACUUGGUUAUUGGAUUGUACUUUGAGCUUCCAAUGAUUACUAAAAUUCAUUGUGCUACUUUGUUCACAAUUGUCGAUUCUCUCCCAUAGUUCUCUUUUGAUUCUCAUUAGUUACAAUUAAUGAUUCUCAUUAGUCACAAUUCGUGAUUUUUUGAAAACCUGUGAAGUUUAGUUGCUAUUGCUUACUAGCUUGCUUGUUUUCAUUCCUGAAUUUGUUCUUCACUCAAUGGUUUCAUUUGUUCCAAUUAUUUAUUUAAAUUGCUUUGCUUUUUUUCUUUUUGAAAUUGUUUGAUAUACAGCUAUGAUGUGGGUUCAUGAAAUCUGAUAUGUUUUUCUAUGAUACACUGCUACGUUGUGGGUUUGUGAAUAAAAUGUUGAAUUUUAGUAGAAUUGAGAAUAAUCUUACUUACCUUUUUGUUAUUUUUUUUUUUUUGGGUUUGUUCAGUUUUACUUAGCUCCAAUUAUGAAUGUUGUAGCUACCAUGCUCUUUUUGUUACCUUUCUAUUUUUAAUGAAUAAUGCUUAUGGGUUCAUGAAUAUAAUUGGUUGGGACCAAACCAGGAACUUCUUAACUUCCUAGGAGGUUAUCAAACACAGAAACUAGGAACUUCUUAACUUCCCAGGGAGGUUAUCAAACAUAGAAACCAAGAACUUCUUAAGUAACUUGUAAUUUACAGUUCUUCAAGAACUUCGUGAGGAACUUCCAAUUUACAGUUCAUGAACUUGCUUUCAGUUAUCAAACAGGCCCUUAGGGUUUCCUACUUUUGUCGUUGCGAUUAGAGAGAGAGAAUUUUUGGGUUUUUGGAUUCACAAAAAUUCACAGCUUUGAGGCGCUCAUAACCCUUGGCCUCUGGGAGCAGUCAGAGACCUUCAUUUCGAUCAGCAGUCAUGGUGAAGUAUUCCAGGGAGCCGGACAAUCUAACUAAAUCUUGCAAGGCCAGAGGAUCUGACCUGAGGGUUCACUUCAAGAACACUAGGGAAACCGCAUUUGCUAUCAGGAAGCUCCCAUUGGUCAAGGCUAAGAGGUAUCUGGAGGACGUUCUUACCCACAAGCAGGCCAUCCCUUUCCGGCGCUUUUGUGGAGGUGUUGGGCGCACUGCUCAAGCAAAGAACCGCCAUCCAAAUGGACAAGGGCGGUGGCCUGUCAAGUCUGCCAAGUUCAUCUUGAGCUUGCUCAAGAGUGCUGAGAGCAAUGUUGAUGUGAAGGGCUUGGAUGUGGAUACACUAUUCAUUUCGCAUAUUCAGGUGAAUCAGGCCCAGAAGCAGAGGCGACGAACUUAUCGUGCCCAUGGAAGAAUCAACUCUUACAUGUCCUCCCCCUGUCAUAUUGAGUUGAUAUUGUCCGAAAAGGAGGCACCUGUCAAGAAAGAGGCUGAAACCCAAGUGGUGCCCAAGAGAACGAGGAAAUCUCAAGCUCUUCGUAGUGGGGCUUCAUCUUAAAGAUUUGCAGAGUAAGAGAGAUUGGUAUCGCAGCAACUUGGAGAUUUACUGAGAGAGAGAUUGGCAUCUUUUUCCUUCUAUUUGAAUGCUCAUGUUUUUGCUUCAUCUUAAACAUUUCUUAAAGAAAUUUGUGGUUGUAUUAGGACCAACAAUCAAUCAACCCCAUUUGGGGAGAGAUUUUCUUGCUUGAGUUGGCUAGUUUGAGCCUUAGAUCAUAUUUGGGUCAUUGUUUUGGAUGUCUUUGUUUGUGGACACCCAUGUCCUUAUAUUGCAAGCAUUAGUUCCUAUGAAAGUGUUUUAGAACUUUUGUUAGUAA
Molecule: messenger RNA, 3401 nt
Organism: Amborella trichopoda
Lineage: Eukaryota; Viridiplantae; Streptophyta; Magnoliopsida; Amborellales; Amborellaceae
Source: RefSeq, a predicted model, not a curated record